Molecule: messenger RNA, 2794 nt
Organism: Paramuricea clavata
Lineage: Eukaryota; Metazoa; Cnidaria; Anthozoa; Malacalcyonacea; Plexauridae
Source: the annotation of a GenBank genome assembly
CAACACAAUCUGUUUGUUCAUAUUGGCAAUUCAGAUGUGAUAAUGGUUACGAAUGUGUGGAUUCAUAUUAUCUUUGUGAUGGAUGGAAUCAUUGCUCUGAUGGCAGUGACGAAUGGUAUUGGAACUGUGGUAUGUACUAAUUUUACUAUCAAAUUUUGCAGAGUUAUCUCAUUUGACAGAGAAGAUUUUUAUAAAAGUUAAAUAUUGUUGAUUUAUUUUAUAGUAAGUUCAACCAGUGCAUCAAUUCAACCUUCCUUAACAGGUCAGUUUUAAUGCAAGCAUCUUUAUAAUUUCUUGUUUAUGUCUUUGUUUAUGAGCUGGUAAUUGUCACUGUCGGUUUUCAAUCUGUUCUUCAACGUCCACGUUCUAUGUUCCAGAUCAUAAUGUUUCUGAACGUCUCCAUUUCUCUUCGUCGGUCCUUCCCCCUUCCCCAAUGUUUUUAGAGUGUAGUUUUAGGUCUGUUCAAAGCGGAUAAAGAAUUGGGGAGGGGGAUAAUAAUUGUAAGCAGACAGUGUUGAGUAUCUUGCGCGCAUCUAUAUAUGCUCGCAGAAUUUCAUCAACUUUGUUCUUAAAGCUAUAUGUGACUAUAAUUAUGUCUCCCAUUAAAUUAAAUUGUCAAGUAUUAAAGGUUGUAUUUUAAUGCAAUGCAAUGUUUCCCCCAGACUUAUCUUUAUAUCUUUUCAAUUCAUAAUGACUCUGAAUAAUGGUUGGAGUGCAGUUUUAGAACCGUUCAAAGCCAAUAAAGAAUUGGGGGGGGGGGGGGAGGGGGCGAUUGUCAGCAGAAGGUGUUGAAACUCUUGCUCGUAUCUACUUAUUAGAACCUACCGAACAUUGUUCUAGUAAAUUGUAAGAUUAGAUAAUUUGCCGACAACCUGACGAUUGGGGAUGUUCCACACUCACAACUCCCUUUUAGCGCCGCCCCUGCCUGUGCUGACUUUUUUAUGAGGGAAUGUUGAGAAUUAAUGUGAGACGAUAUGAGAAAGCAGGAAGAUAAUGCUUCACUACUGGGGCAAGCAAAGGGCCUACUAGGGUAAAUGCCCCUAGUAGUUAUAUAGUUAAAAAAAUGCACUGUCAGUGCAUCAAUUCAACAUUCGUUAACAAGUAUUGUAAGUAUAAAUAUGGGGCUUUGAUGGCGCAGUUGUAAGAGCAAGCGCCUUUCACCUCGGAGAUCGUGGGUUUGGUUCUCGUUUCGUACUCAUGAGAAAACAGUCUGUGAAGGUUCUGCCGUAAGUCGUUGGUUUUCUCUGGGUGCGCCUGUUUCCUCCCACAGCACAAGCUGACAGCGUGGGUUAGGAUAAACAGAUCUCAAUUGUUGUAAAGGUAAAUAAUCUAGGUAAGUAACAUGAGCGUAAUACUUGAUGUAAUCGGUUACUGAAAAGCCCCAGAUGGGGAGUGAGCUGAAUAAUGUAAUAAUGUAAUGGAAGAGUAUGUUAGUGAAUUUCUUGUCUGCCUUUUGAUGAACUUCAUGAGUUGCUAGUAUUCGUCUUCACAAGUAAACUUUAAUCUGCUAAUAUACAGUAAGGGGAGCGUUAAUGUAGGAUUUACUGUUAUUAGGAACAAACAGGCUGUAAGAUUAUAGAUUAUUAGAUUCUGAAAAUUGAUUAAUAGGUAGGAAUGGACAUAAUUGCAAUAACGAGGAAAUCCUUUUGCUUGUAGAUUCAUAAGAAUCUUGAGUAACCACGCAUGUUAUAUUAAUUUUAUUUAGCAACACCGUCUGUUUGUCAAUAUUGGCAAUUCGGAUGUGAUAAUGGUUACGAACGUACAGUAACUGUUCUUCAACGUGCACGUUUAUAUGUUCCAGCUCCGUAAUGUUUCUGCACGUCUCCAUCUUCUCUUGAUCGGUCGUUCCCCCUCUACAAUGUUUUUAUAGUGUAGUUUUACGUCUGUUCAAAGCGGAUAAAGAAUUGGGAUGGGUUUGUGGUUUGUUUGAUGUGUUUUUAGAAUUAACAUUGUGAAAAAUGUGAGUGUAAUGUAAUAAUCAUUUAAGUUGUAAAGUGGAUUCUGCACUAGGAUCGUGUACCUGGGUGCAUUGAUUUUCACUCCCUUGUCGCGUCGAUUGUGAGUUCCUUGAUAUUUAGAUGUUCAGUUAAUAUGUGGUCCAUUUUGUUCUUCGGUCUCUACCCUCUAAAUCUCCAAUUCCAAAUCUCCAGUGCGGUUCAUCUCUUCUGAUUGCGUAUCCAUAAUUGGUUUCCUCACCCUCCCUGGAAUGUUUCCCCCUAAAUUUGUCUCUCAUACUUUCAUUCCUUGAUGUAUAUGACCAGCUUCCUUCGUCUCUUGCCAUUUCGUGUCUAUACCAUCUGAACCAACACAGACGCGGCGCGAAGAGGGGCGAUUGGGGGUGGGCGUGGUGCCCCAUAAUAUUUUUAGAGUAUAUAGUUUUUUAUUUAGAUGGUAUCUUAUCCGAAAUCGAAGUGGUCGAAUUGUUGAAUGUAGUUAGGAAUGUACAUAAUUGUAAUAGUGAGGAAACCCUUAUGCUUGUAGAUGAAUCAUGAGUAGCCACGUUUUUGUUAUAUUAAUUUUAUUCAGCAACACAAUCUGUUUGUCAGUAUUGGCAAUUCGGAUGCGAUAAUGGUUACGAAUGUGUGGAUCGAUAUUAUCUUUGUGAUGGAUGGAAUCAUUGCUCUGAUGGCAGUGAUGAAUGGUAUUGGAACUGUGGUAUGUUCUAAUUUUACUAUCAAAUUUUGCAGAGAGGAACAAGCUAUCUCAUUUGAAAGAGACAGAUUUUUAUAAAAGUUAAAUUGUUGAUUUGUUGUUAUAGCAAGUUCAACCAGUGCAUCAAUUCAACCUUCGUUAA